GCACUCUGACUGCAAGCUCUUUGGUGUGAGAGAUGAAAUCUUGCUGUGAGCAGGAGCAUCCAGUCUGCACUGCGUGUGAAAGAGCCUCUGCCUGGCAGGUUCAGGAACAAUGCCUUUGCAAGCCAAGAGCCCACCUGGAGGAGGCAGCCUGGGAUCUCCAAUGAAAUGAAACUUGAUGCUUUUGAGCAAAGACACACCUCUUUCAGGGUGGUGUUGUGCAAAUUUCUCUAUUUUAAUCCUAGGGACAGGAAACAUGAAAUGGGACAGCCAGGAUCCAAAGUGAAGCUCUCCCAUAGCCUGAAGUUUGUCAGCACAUGAUAAAAAGAGAAUCAGAGGCUUGCAAUGGAGCCCUUGUCACAAAUAUCCUGGAUUGUCAGGAGCUUGGACAUUUGAGGAAGUUGCUGCUUCACUACACAAACAGUUGGUGUGGGGUUUUUUUUUGGGGGGGGGGGUUGUUGUUUUGUUGUUUGUUUGUUUUUCCAAAACAGCAUUGACAUUACUCCUUCUGUCUGGAACAGCUUUACAAGACUUUUGUUUUUCCGUUUUUGCUUCUCAUGCUUUAUUAUUUCCUGACUCUCUAGUGGGAUGGGUUUCUUUCAAAAGCUUCUGAUUCCUUCAGUAGCAUUGGUCCUGGCUGUCUGUUUUUAUUCAAGAAAGGAAGACUUUAAACCUGAAAUGCUGAAAGGGAAAUAUGUGAUUGUUACUGGGGCAAGCACUGGAAUCGGCGAGCAGAUGGCAUACCACCUGGCGCGCAUGGGCUCCCACAUACUGAUCACUGCACGGACGGAAGCCAAGCUGCAAAAAGUAGUCUCUCGGUGCUUGGAACUGGGGGCAGCCUCUGCCAGGUAUGUGAAUGGCAGCAUGGAAGACAUAAUAUUUGCUCAGUUAGUAGUGAAGAAAGCAGAGGAAUUAUGGGGAAACCUAGAUAUGCUUAUUCUGAAUCAUGUUGGCAGUUCCUACUUCAAAUUUUUUGACAGUGAUGUUGGGCAUGUGCAAAAACUCCUGAACAUCAAUUUUCUAAGCUAUGUGAGCAUGACAGUAGCAGCUCUUCCCAUGUUGAAGAAAAGUGGAGGGAGCAUUGUAGUAGUUUCAUCUAUGGCAGGGAAAGUUGGCUUUCCAUUUACUGUUCCGUAUUCUGCAACUAAGUUUGCCUUGGAUGGAUUUUUCAGCUCCUUGAGGCAGGAAUUUGUCAUGCAAAACACCAAUGUUUCCAUCACGCUCUGUAUCCUUGGACUCAUCGACACAGAAAGUGCAAUGAAAGCCAUUUCUGGCGUUUUUACAUCUCCAGCAGCACCAAAGGAAGAAUGUGCACUAGAAAUUAUUAAAGGUGGAGCCUUGCGUCAACGGGAGGUUUAUUAUGAAUAUACAUCUACAAAGAUCCCUCUAUUAAUCAGAGAAUGGGCUCCAGAUCUUUUGGAUUAUCUCAUCAGGAGGAGCUAUAAUAUGGAAAAACUGAAAGAAGAUUAACUGAAGUUUUAUGGUUAUUUUGCUUGUCCUUCCAUUUCUCAUGUUCUGUUAUGUAUACUUAUAGCGUUGCACCUACAUCCCUUUUCAGGCUUAGGCUAUUAUUUAGCUUGAAGAGAUGAAAUUCUUCAUUAUGGUUCUCCUCAAAAGGACUAAUUUCAGCAAUUUUCUUCCCAUUAUGAGAAAGUCUUCAAAACCCAUGCAGUUUUUGAAUGCUAUUUUCAAUUUGGGGUCUACUCUAUUGAAAUGUUGCAGGUGUUUGUAGCCAAAAAAGCACUUUCUGUGCAGAAAAUAACAUGUUCUGCACAGAAGAUAAUAUUUCAUCAUAGAAAUGUUCAUUCUUGCACAGAUUUUUUUAAAAAAAAAAUCACAAUAAGUUACAUCAUUUUCUGUGCAAAAAAGAAGGUUUUUUUAGGAAUUUGUUUAUGUAUGGAAAUAAUUUUUUUGGUAUGCAAAAAUACUAUUUUGUUUACAAAACAGCCACAGGAAUUUUUUUCACUAAUGUCCCAAACUGCAAAGAUAGUCUCCAAUUCAGAAUUCCUCUUCUCAGAAUUCUCAGACCCUAAAAAAUACCUUCUUUAUAAUUUUUCUAAUUUCCCCCCAUUCCUCCUAGCUAGUAUGAUGAAGGAUUCUGUGAAUGCUGGGAUACUCUCGACCAUUACAUCCUAGAUUUUCAGACUGCAUACCUUAACUUUGAAAUAAGGUAUAAAACAUGAAUAGUAACUAAUGAAGUGCCUUAUGUUCACAAAAUAGGUUUGGGCUGUUUUCAGACUCCUUCCAUCAAAGGGUUCUGAGCAAGAUGUUUUACAGCAGAUCGAAGUAUGAAAGAGAAAGUCAAUGUGAAAAGAAGUUAUAAUGGAACAGUCCCUGCUAAGCCAUUGUCUCUCUUCUUUAUGCAGAUAUUCAUGAAUAGGUACAAACCAUAAUUUCUCAUUGAUAGUAAAUCAAUGCAAGCAGCAUGAUGCAGUUACAAAGACAGAGAAAAAUUAGAAUAUUAACAUGAAAGUUUACCCACACUGAAGUUUUAAAAUUUUCAUUUUAUAUUUGUUUUUAAAAGGUUGUAUCUUAUGGUUUCUUUCCAGAUUAAAAUGUAUAGUUGUCAUAUUUAAUAUAUUAGUGCUUAGCAUGUAAACAACUACUGAACCAUAUAAGGUCAACAAGAUCCAUAAUUGAAAAUAUUGUAGCUUUAAAAAACAUUCAGGUUAUAUGAUUUAGAAGAUGAUUUAUGAGAAAUUUCUUCCAAGUUAAUUUCAGUUCCCACCACCUAUAAUAGGUGGAAUGAGAUCCUGAAUUACUCUUCACUGCCUCAUAUUACAAUAUUCAGAAUGUUCCCUCGCCAAGAACAUGGCAUAAUUGUUUCAUGUUUAAAUUUAUAAUUAAAGGUAUAAUAUAGAAUUGACUGCAUAAGCAACAUACUUGUAUAAGCCUUUUCAAAAGAUGUUUUUGUGCAAACAAUGGCUCCCCCUCCUGGCAAAUGAAAUUCACAGGCUGUAUAUGCCAGUGAGCUGAAACUGGAGCCAGGCACCUUUCAAGCUACGCAGUCUUCUAUUGAAUUGCAUCAGAAUACCCUAAUGUUUUUUAAAAAGUUGUAUAAUGUUCUUGUACAAUCUCUUGGUGUUUCAUGUCAAGAUGAGAUAGCAAGUUGGACAACAUGAAAAUCUGCCUUUUAAUAUCAGAAAUUAUUAUGUGUUCUAAUGGCCUGGGAUAUUUAAGCUUUCUUCUCUGACUAUUGCAGUGACCUGGUAUUACUGUAUAUAAUAAUAAUAAUUAUUUAUUUA
This is a messenger RNA of Anolis carolinensis (green anole), 3242 nucleotides long. RefSeq names its product hydroxysteroid 11-beta dehydrogenase 1 (gene hsd11b1). The record is from RefSeq and is a predicted model, not a curated record. Gene Ontology annotation, molecular function: 11-beta-hydroxysteroid dehydrogenase (NADP+) activity; steroid binding. Gene Ontology annotation, cellular component: intracellular membrane-bounded organelle; endoplasmic reticulum membrane. The transcript is spliced from 6 exons. NCBI's taxonomy places the organism in Eukaryota, Metazoa, Chordata, Lepidosauria, Squamata, Anolidae. The coding region runs from base 586 to 1467 and encodes 293 amino acids. Gene Ontology annotation, biological process: steroid catabolic process.